Messenger RNA from Chenopodium quinoa (quinoa), 984 nucleotides. RefSeq lists its product as uncharacterized. Bases 1 to 984 code for a protein of 327 amino acids. NCBI's taxonomy places the organism in Eukaryota, Viridiplantae, Streptophyta, Magnoliopsida, Caryophyllales, Amaranthaceae. The record is from RefSeq and is a predicted model, not a curated record. The transcript has 2 exons.
AUGAGCGAGCACAACAGGAUGAAGGAGUUGGGUGAUGAAGUGGCUAUUCGGUGCGGAUGUGCUAUAUCAGUGACUCAUGGACUACCUUGUGCAUGCACCAUUCACCGCGUAAUUACCCAAGAUAGGGCGUCGUUACAUGUUGAUCAGGUUCAUCCAUUCUGGAGGACGCUCGUUAUUGGAGAGCAUGCUAUUCCACAGACGGUCCACCGUGAACAGGAGGAGUUGGAGCAGUUUCGUUCGAUGUUUGGCCGAGUGUCCUCCAGUCACCCUUCAAUCAUUCGUGAUGCUACCCACGUACUUUAUGACAUAUUCAACACAUCAUGCUUGGAUCACGAGGAACCUAAAGGGGUCGAGCGACCUAGAGGUCGACAACCACGGCGGAAUAGGAGAAGAAUGGAUAUCGAUCAGUUUCCAUAUAAGGACAGGAUCCCUAACAUCAUUAUGGCAUACUUGGACGGGUGGAAUGAUGUGGUUGCAGAUGGUAACUGCGGAUUCCGGGUCAUGGUUGAUGUGUUUCAGAUGGGUGAAGACAACUACGGUUUAGUGCGUCAGUUAAUGUACAGUGAAAUCGCCUCAAACCGAGGUGUUUGUCGCCAUGUGUACGACCAAGACUUGGAUAGUUCUCUACAGCGUAUCCGGUGGGGAGGAGGACCUUGCGGUCAAAAUCAUUGGUUCGACGCGCCACUUGAUCUGUUUGCCGUUGCAAACAUCUACAAGUGUGCAGUUAUGCAUUUCGGGCUUGGUUUACAUAGUCGAGCUUAUUAUCCAUGUACCACGGUUCUCCCUUGGUGUUCGCGUACGACCGUCACCACACCAGUAAAAGAGUUAGCUAUUGCAUUUCUGGAGCCGUCAUAUAGAAAUUUCAUCCGAUUGGACAUGUCAUCCAAUUUUCCGGUGCCACCGAUCAUACCUCGGUGGUACACCAUUCGCAGAACAAGCGUAGAGGGUUGGGAUGUGUUGUAUCAUGACCGGAUGCGUCAUUAG